AUGGACGACUCUCCACAGUCGUCGACAGGGCGUAUCCUCACUUUAGUACAAUACUGUCAACGAGUCGCCAUCUUACACGCUGAUUCGCUCUGUGGCGUUGGAGACAAUGUUGCAUACGACUUGGUCAAACCUAUCUUGGAUCAUUGCUCCGCCGCUACUCUCAUGCGGGUAGAGGAUGCCAGUCCCAAUCUGCAUCAUGAUACUAGUGGAUUGUGGAGACAGUUAUGUGCCAAAGAUCUCUUACUUGACGCUGCAAAAUACCUCGAAGGCACUGAUGCGCCCGCACAUGGAUGGCGACGUCUUUAUGAGGAACUUCAGGUGGCCCGUGCCAAGAAACUGGAAGAAGCCGAGACCAAGCUACGAUGCUCACGUAUUGACGAAGAACUCAAACGUAAAGAACGCGAUGUUAAGCUCGCAGAAGCCCCGCCCAUGAAGCGGGCCCGCCCUUGGGGAGCACCUGUGCAACCCAAAACGCUUUUCCAAAAGACGAGGACCGAGGCCACGAAGACGCAGCGUCUGUUUACGUCACAGUCGCGCCCUCCUAUGCUUGCAGCCAAGGCAUACCGAAGCUCUUCUAGUGUGCCCUCCUCCUCUGGGAAGUCCCCGCUUGCGGCGUCACCCUCGAUAGCCAUGACAGCUUCUACAAGCAAAUCGAACCCACGCGUUGUCGUCCGCUCUGUGGCUCUGCCAGCACCCACACCGGAGCAAAACCCGCCCUCGGUGCCUGCUCUCUCACCAUCACUAGCUUCUUCGGCAACAACGCAAUGCUUGCCGGCGCCUGCAAGCAGAUCAAACUCUCGCGUGGUAGUCCGCCCAAUGUCUUUGCCGACACAACAGGCGCCAUCUUCCACGGCAUCUACGCAUUCCUUGUCUGUUCAGCCAUCCGAAAGCUCGCACGCGAAUGGUGUGAUAGAUUUGGACAAUGCUCCUUAUCCGCCUCGCCCAACUCCUGUGGCAUCACCUCGGCCCAUGCGACCCUUACCAGGUAGCAAGCGGAAUUCGGGCCCCUUGUUCAUGCCAAAGCAUCGCUCCUAUAACCAAUUGCUGGACCGCUCACAGGUAUCCCCGCCGAGAUAG
Messenger RNA from Peniophora sp. CBMAI 1063, 1077 nucleotides. The record is from the annotation of a GenBank genome assembly. NCBI's taxonomy places the organism in Eukaryota, Fungi, Basidiomycota, Agaricomycetes, Russulales, Peniophoraceae.